Messenger RNA from Lasiosphaeria miniovina, 1633 nucleotides. Its product is annotated as glycoside hydrolase. The transcript has 2 exons. Lineage: Eukaryota; Fungi; Ascomycota; Sordariomycetes; Sordariales; Lasiosphaeriaceae. The coding region runs from base 1 to 1413 and encodes 470 amino acids. Gene Ontology annotation, biological process: carbohydrate catabolic process; fungal-type cell wall biogenesis. Gene Ontology annotation, molecular function: mannan endo-1,6-alpha-mannosidase activity. The record is from RefSeq and is a predicted model, not a curated record.
AUGCCGUGUCCAGGCCAAUGCCUGACAGCGCUGCUGGCAGUGGGCUGCCUGCUCCCCACGGCGCAGGCAGCACACUACAAGAUCAACACCAGAGAUGAGAUCCUGGCGUCGGCGCGGACGCUGGCCUACGACAUGAUGCUGUUCUACAAGGGCAACCAGACGGGGCAGACGCCGGGGAUCCUGCCGGGCCCGCCGACGGAGCACAAGGGCGACUACUACUGGUGGGAGGGCGGGGCGCUUUGGGGCACCAUGGUGGACUACUGGCACCUGACAGGCGACAGCAGCUACAACGCGGUGACGACGCAGGCGCUUCUGCACCAGGUGGGCGCGGGGCGCGACUACCAGCCCGUGAACCACACGGCGUCGCUGGGCAACGACGACCAGGCGUUCUGGGGCAUGUCGGCCAUGCUGGCGGCCGAGACGCGGUUCCCGGACCCGCCGCCGGGCCAGCCGCAGUGGCUGGCGCUGGCGCAGGCCGUGUUCAACACGCAGGCGGACCCGGCGCGGCGCGACAAGACGUGCGGCGGCGGCCUGCGCUGGCAGAUCCCCGCCGUCAACGUCGGCUACGACUACAAGAACACGGUCGCCAACGCCUGCUUCUUCAACCUCGGCGCCCGCCUGGCCCGCUACACGCGCAACGACACGUACGCCGCCUGGGCCGAGCACACCUUCGACUGGCUGCUGGCGCGCCGGUACGUCGACACGGCCGAGUGGCGCGUGUUUGACGGAGGGCACGUGGGGCACAAUUGCACCGACGUCAACCGGGCACAGUUCAGCUACAACGCGGCGCUGCUGCUGCAGGGGGCCGCGUACAUGCUCAACUACACGGGGGGCGGCGCCGUGUGGCGGCGCCGCGUCGACGGGCUGCUGGACGGCAUGCUGCGCGACUUCUUCCCCGGCGGCGUGGCGUACGAGCUGCCGUGCGAGAGCCGGCCGGGCGGCGCGUGCACGACCGACAUGCUGAGCUUCAAGGGGUACGUGCACCGGUGGCUGGCCGUGGUGACGCAGCUGGCGCCGCACACGCGCGGCCGGAUCCUGCCGGUGCUGCGGAGCUCGGCGGCGGCGGCGGUGCGCCAGUGUACGGGCGGCCGGACGCGGCGGCGCUGCGGCUUCUACUGGUCGUCGGGCGUCUAUGUGGACCCGUCGGUCGACGGGACCUCCGGCGCCGGCGAGGCGAUGAACGUGCUGGCCGCCGUGUCGAGCCUCCUGAUCGACGCCACCGACGCGCCCACCACGAACCUGACCGGCGGCACGAGCACGGGCGAUUAUGGUGGCGGCGGCCGCAGAUUCAAGAGCAAGAGGCCCAAGCCCAAGCCCAUCACCACGGUUGACCGCGUCGCCGCCGUCAUGUUUACCGUUGGAGUCGUCAUCAGUAACGGCCUCAUCUGGACCCUCAUGAUGCUCCGGAACUGAAGCGGUCAUCCACACGUCGCCAAUAACGCCGUGGAUACUGGUUUUGUAAAUAUCUUUACUUUGCGCAACUCUUCCUUUUUCUUGCCAGUCUCUAAUGCACUGGAAGGCGUUACCGAGGGCAGGGCAGUGCGCACGUGUACCACCUUGUAAUUAAGACCUCAAACUCGAUCGUCCAAAGAAUAGGGUUCGGCUUUCAUCUAGUCCCGCGCUAUGAGAUGAG